Messenger RNA from Magallana angulata, 935 nucleotides. RefSeq lists its product as uncharacterized. The transcript has 3 exons. The record is from RefSeq and is a predicted model, not a curated record. Lineage: Eukaryota; Metazoa; Mollusca; Bivalvia; Ostreida; Ostreidae. Bases 51 to 656 code for a protein of 201 amino acids.
UUACCCAGAUCGUUUGUUUUCAUGGAUCAAGUUUUGUAUUGGUCAGCGAAAUGAGGGAUAUUAGAUUUGAUUUGUGGUCAAUACGUUCACUCUCUACAAGGAGUCCUCUGGACUGUUCCAGGAAGUGUGAGACCAAUGGUACAUGUCUGUCCUUUCAGUACUCCUCUCUGACCGGUCAAUGUCGACUAUUCAACACCAUUUUUCUACACCAGGAUUCAGGAGUGUACAACAUCGGAUGGCACUAUUAUAUCGCAUCUAAUAGGCGCUGUAGAGACUCGUUUAUUGAUGCACGAGUCUUGGACAUGUGCUUUAAGUUUGUUGGCUUUCAUAAUUUAACAGAGGGUUUUAAGAAAUGUGCAAAAAUCCAGUCAAGUAUCAUCUCCAUAACAUCAGCAGAACAGAAUGAUUUUCUGAUCAGAUUAGUUGGUACUCUGUUUAAUGUCUCUCUUCUUCUUAAAUACAAGCGGCCAUUCAUUCAGGGAUUCUGGGACGGAAAUGAUUGGAUCCUGGACAAUGGAACCCCUUUGGUCUAUGCAAACUGGGAUACAGGUUAUCCAGUGACCAAAUGGGGACGAUACAUAAAAUUGGUCAAUGGGAAAUGGAGAACAACAAUCGCCUCGAUGACUAGAAGUGCGUUUUGUAGUUAUAAUCCAUAGAUCUGUUUUGCAAGAGUAUUACAAAUACAUUAUUCUGUUGUAUGGUCACACUAUGACAGCUUCUCAUAAUUUGUUUUGUGUAUGUUGUUGCACCUGAUAAUUGAUUAUUUGAUUGUUGCUUGUAACACCUACAAUACCUAUUGAGUAAGUAAUCUUGCUUUAAAUGACUAUCAAUCUAAAAUGCUAAAACUUUUAUUCUGCUUACCAGAUCAAUACGAUAAGGAAUCUGAUGAAAUUUAGAUUCAAAUUAGUGUAGUGAAAGUGAAAUGCUGAACUGUG